This is a messenger RNA of Cololabis saira (Pacific saury), 9544 nucleotides long. Its product is annotated as protein kinase C beta type-like. Lineage: Eukaryota; Metazoa; Chordata; Actinopteri; Beloniformes; Belonidae. The transcript has 18 exons. Gene Ontology annotation, biological process: protein phosphorylation. The coding region runs from base 143 to 2182 and encodes 679 amino acids. The record is from RefSeq and is a predicted model, not a curated record. Gene Ontology annotation, molecular function: ATP binding; zinc ion binding; diacylglycerol-dependent serine/threonine kinase activity.
GAGGAAGCGGAGUGAGGGAAGCCAGAGCGGCGGCAGCAGCUCCUGACACCCCCGGACGAGACAGGACAACAUCAUCUCAAGUGAAUAACUUCACAUUGCCCCGGUAUAACCCCCCCUCCCAGACCAGUCCAGGGACCCCAGGAUGUCAGACCAGGCGGCCAGCAACAGCGACGGGGAGGACGGGCCCAAAGCGCCCGUCCGCGGGUUCGCUCGCCAGGGCGCGCUCCGGCAGAAGAACGUGCACGAGGUGAAGGACCACAAGUUCAUCCCGCGCUUCUUCAAGCAGCCCACCUUCUGCAGCCACUGCACCGACUUCAUCUGGGGUUUUGGCAAACAGGGAUUCCAGUGUCAAGUGUGUUGUUUCGUGGUUCACAAGCGUUGCCAUGAGUUUGUCACGUUCUCCUGUCCCGGUGCUGAUAAAGGACCUGCCUCAGAUGAUCCGAGGGCAAAACACAAGUUUAAGGUGCACACCUACUCCAGCCCCACCUUCUGCGACCACUGCGGCUCUCUCCUCUACGGCCUCAUACACCAGGGCAUGAGAUGUGACCACUGCAUGAUGAACAUCCACAAGCGCUGCGUGCCCAAUGUGCCGAGUCUGUGUGGGACAGACCACACUGAGAGGAGAGGCCGCCUCAUGAUCAGCGCCGAUGUCAAGACUAACGUUCUCACUGUUACCAUCAAAGAGGGCAAGAAUCUGGUUCCUAUGGACCCCAACGGUCUGUCAGAUCCGUAUGUGAAGCUUAAACUGAUCCCAGAUCCCCGCAGCGAGAGUAAACAGAAGACCAAAACUAUAAAGUGCAACCUCAACCCCACCUGGAAUGAGACCUUUAAAUUUCACCUGAAGGAAUAUGAUAAGGACCGCCGUCUGUCCGUGGAGGUGUGGGACUGGGACUUGGCCAGCCGCAAUGACUUCAUGGGGUCGCUGUCGUUUGGCAUCUCGGAGCUCCAGAAACAAGGAGUGGAUGGAUGGUUUAAACUACUCUCUCAGGAAGAAGGCGAGUACUUCAACGUCCCUGUUCCUCCAGAUGGGGAGGAGGGUAACGAAGAGCUGCGCCAGAAGUUUGAGAGGGCUAAAAUCGCCGUUGGCAAGAACGCAGAAGGGAAGGCUGCAAAUGCUGCACGGUUCGACUCCGAUGGCAACCAGGAUCGCAUUAGGCUGUCUGACUUUAACUUCCUGAUGGUGCUGGGGAAGGGCAGUUUCGGCAAGGUGAUGCUGGCAGAGCGCAAAGCCACAGAGGAGCUGUACGCCAUAAAGAUCCUGAAGAAGGACGUUGUGAUCCAGGAUGACGACGUAGAGUGCACCAUGGUGGAGAAGAGAGUGUUAGCUUUGGCCGGGAAGCCUCCGUUCCUGACCCAGCUGCACUCCACCUUCCAGACCAUGGACCGCUUGUAUUUUGUCAUGGAGUACAUAAAUGGCGGAGACCUCAUGUAUCAGAUACAGCAGGUCGGCAAGUUCAAAGAGCCCCACGCCGUAUUCUAUUCCGCUGAGAUUGCUAUUGGUCUUUUUUUCCUACACCUAAAGGGCAUCAUUUACAGGGACCUGAAGCUGGACAACGUGAUGCUGGACUGUGAGGGUCACAUUAAGAUUGCAGACUUUGGCAUGUGCAAAGAAAAUAUGCAGGACGGCGUUACAACCAAGACCUUCUGUGGAACACCAGACUACAUUGCUCCUGAGAUUAUAGCUUACCAACCUUAUGGGAAAUCUGUGGACUGGUGGGCCUUCGGAGUAUUGCUUUAUGAGAUGCUGGCUGGACAGCCUCCGUUUGACGGUGAGGACGAGGAUGAGCUGUUUCAGUCCAUCAUGGAGCAUCAUGUCUCCUAUCCCAAGUCCAUGUCCAAGGAGGCUGUCGCCAUCUGUAAAGGACUGAUGACGAAGCAUCCAGCGAAGCGCCUGGGCUGCGGUCCGGAGGGGGAGCGAGACAUCAGAGAUCACAGCUUCUUCCGCUACAUGGACUGGGAGAAGCUGGAGAACAAGGAGGUGCAGCCGCCUUUCAAACCCAGAGCUUGCGGACGGAAAGCUGAGAACUUUGACCAUUUUUUCACGCGUCACCCACCGGUGCUGACCCCCCCUGACGAGGAAGUGAUUCAGAACUUGGACCAAGACGAGUUCCAGGGAUUCUCCUUUAUCAACCCGGAGUUCCCAGGAAGCGUCGCUGACACCACUGCCACCGAGCAGGCUUGAUUUCGGCUCAUGCACGGAUACAUGGACACACACAAACAUAUGCAUCAUCAUUUUGUCCCAUUCCAGCUCAAUAAAACCUACAAGAUAGACGUAAAUACAUACCCGUGUCCCCACAGCUAUGAAGACCUCACAGAUUAAGCUCUAGAUACAUUGAUCACACUGUUAUGGAAGACCCCAUGUAAGGGUAAAAGAACCUAACUGCAUGUACUGUAGCACUCUGGAAAUAUGAAGUUGACAUAACUGCAUUUGACAAAAUUUGAAUGUGUACAUGGUAUCAGAUUAUUGCUACAGCUUAAAAAAAAAAGCACCAUGCAAUACAAUAUUGCGCCUACUUUGUCUUACCAUCGUUUUUGAGAGCUUAUUACUAUAAACCAGUGUAGUAUAGUGUUAUGCAUGAUAAACUGAGUAUUGCUGUAAGAAAGCAAGAAGCAUGGAAAUCAGAUUCACCACAAUCUUUCUAAAAUCCUACUUCUUCCGCAUACGGAGUGAUUUUCGGCUCGUGUUGCUUGCGGUGUGAACAAUGAGUUUGUGUUUAAUUUGGCGCGUGUUAUCAGAAUAAGUUACCGAUUAGGUCGGGCAUUCCAAUAGAAGAAAAAUAAAAAAAGCUUUAGGCUGAUUGGACCCCCGUUUUUUAUGUAGGUAAAGAGUAGAUUUAGCCGACAUCCACAGAAAAUCCAAGUGAUGUCAAGCAAAUAACCACAAGAUUUCCUCUGUAACUUUAUGACUUUAUUUUUCCGUGGAAAUUGUGACUUCACCUUUCUUUAACACAUUCCAUCAGUUUUUAGUUAGGCCUCUAACUUAAACGAGCGUAUUUUUUGUAAGUGUAUACUACUAAUACAGUCUAUAUGUUUAGCCUUAUCUUAGCUAAAACUGGAAUGCUUUACAGAGAUGCAUGAGCUUCUGUAAUAAGAAUAUCUUUAGAUCUUGUCUCCCAACUGUAUUUUAGCAUCUUAUCCUAUUGAGUAUUAUAUGAAACGGCAAACCGAACCACAUAGUCAGAUUUGUACCACAAAUAUCUCAUUUCUUUAGUAGGUGUGAUUGCUGUCCAUCACUUAGAUCUAGAUGAUAAAAUGCUGUAGGGGAAAUCAGAGUCAGAUGUACAGAUAGAUCAGUUGUUUCUUAUACUCUGACAGGUUUUCUGUGCUCAAAUGUUUAAGCUGUGCAUACCACAACCAUUGCUGUAUAUGUUACGUGAGCAUGAUCCCUAUACUCGAGUGUUUGUUUACAGCGUGUGCACGCGUGCAUGUAUGUUUUAAAUGUGACUGAGUGAGUAUUAUGUUUGAAAAGACUUGUGUACUUUUGAAUGUAUCCACACUGCUUUCUCAAUUACCUGGUCCAGCGUUUAUAUUCACUCGUAAUGUUAGUAAGACUGCGCCCUCCCUCAUAUCAGCACUCUUACUUUAAAGCCACUCUCUGUAACAAUACAAGUUCUGACCACAUUAUAGCCUGGUUCAAAAAGCUGUUUUGGUCUCAAUCAUUUGAUUUCACAGCCAUGACACCUCUUGGCAUGUUUCCAUUACCCCUAGAUUUGCCCAAAACCAAAUAUCGUAGAAGAAAUCCUGUAAUGGAAACGGCAGUAAUUCGUCAAAACUCCCAAAUAUCGAAUAAACCUUUUCACGCUUCCACGAGGUGGUUUUUCAGGCGAUUCGAUAAUCCACUUUAUCUCAAAAGUGUAAUAUUCCAUGUCUGGCAAUUCUGGAUGUGACGUAGCCGGUCAAUCUGAAGUCUUCAAAAUCUAGUUUCCAGCUGUUUUUGACCUCAAUACGGUUUAGUUGUCCUGUAACACCACUUAAUCAUACAUUACAUGAGGGCUUUGCCUCUGAAUAAUCAUUUGAAUGAUCAUCCACUGCCUUCAUCAUCCGACAUCUCAACAGCGGUAGCCGCAAAAAAAAUAUUUUUUCUUUGCAGAACGAGACACAGAGUUCAAGAUUUACGCUUAUUCGAAAAACACCGGAAACACAGACCCCUGCAGAGCAAACUCUAUCGCAAAUUCAGAGAUUGGAUUUUCUUUUGCGCAACAGUGUAGUAGAAACGUGACUUCUAGGGGGGGUGAAUUUUUUUACACCACGCCUGUAGAGUUUAUAUAAAGCUUUAAAUCUGUUUCUAAUAUGGCUGAAUGACAGUUGGUUCAGCCGACGGGUGGCCGGUAUCAUUUCCUUUCAAAACCAGUCUUCAAAAACCAAUGGGGCACAUGAGCUAAUGCUUCGUCCAUUGAUUGAAACAGUCUACGGUCCCACUAGAGCUGCACUUCAUUGUGUCUUCCACCAGAGGCUGACACAUUCGUAUGACGCGCCGCCCCCAUGUGGUCAGAAGUGGUAAUGCUACACAGAGAGGCUUAAAUGACUUCACUAGACGUUAUAUAAUUUCACAUUUUUGCGUGACACAUGGACCAGAUCUCAAUCCUUUUUGCUGACCUUAAUAUGUUAACAGCAAUUAAGGUAAAACAAGUAUGUGGAGACAUAAAAUGCCCUCAUUUCUAGUCAUGUGACCUUUGUUCGGUCUAAGCUGCUUCACUGACAGCAACACUUGUGGGGGUGAGGUGACAUAACAUUUUGCCAUUUUGGUGUUUAAUUGGGAUACAUUCCAUUUCUGAUAUAGCAAAGAAAGUAUGUUAGAAAAUACUCUUCAGGAUGCUGCAAUUUUUUUUAUUACAGUGCAUUAAUAUUUCAAUCCCAAAUCAAGAAAAGUUGGUUCAAUAUGCACAUUUCUAAUCCAUGUAUCAUCUAUACGCGCUUCUUCCUAUUCAAGAUUGAGACAUCUGCAAGCUGUUUAUCCCAGUUUUCUUCAGACGAAAGCAGGGGUACACCCUGCAGAGAGACACCUGCCAGGAAUCAUGCUUUUCCUUUCAUACCUGCAACACGUUCUGAAACAUUUGCCGUUCCUUCUCCCAACACUGAAUUGAAAAUAACAAAAUUAUCACUUCACUUAUUGUUUUGCUCCAUUCUUCCUGCAAACACAUGCCGACGCGUUUUUGUUUUCAAAACUGCCCUCAUGUUCUCGGUCAGGUGGGGACUGCAGGAAGGCCAGUUCAGUACUCGUCCCCUCGUCUUCCUCAGCUGUGUCUAUGUAAUGAGGGAAGAAAGCGGUUUAGCAUUAUCUUCUUUAACAAUCUGUGAAUGAAGAUGGCAUUUGUUGCUCUAAAAUUUCAAUGUACUUUUGUGUUUUAUGUUGCCAUCACAGAAGUGGAAAUGGACCUCACCUAAGUUGACUGAUACAACCGCAUAUCAUUGGCUUUUUCACUCGUUACGUGAUGGCAGUCUUUUAUGGAGUGUUUUUGGUUCACAGUACAUAGUCAUUCACAGUUUAUUUAAUUUAUGGUUUCUGAUGACAAACACAUUCCCACUGCUGUCGUCCGUCCUAGAUGCCUCCGAGACCAAUGAUGUCAACUUCAAUCCCUGGCUCAUUAUUUUCCUUUGCUUUCUCACUUGCAAAAAAUUGCCCCACACCAACUUGAUUUUUAACGUGAUGCAGGCCUGAAAUGAAAAACGUUUUACCAAAUGAUAUGAACCUGAAUUUUGUUAUACUGUGUGCAAAGAAAUAAGUCAUAGUGUUUGUUUUUAUGGAUAUAUAGAUAUAUUUUUUUUUCCUUUAAUUUUCCAUAUUGUCCCAACUCUGAUUAAGACUUUUGAUUAGUGGAAUUAAAUGGUCUCAAAAUUACAUUACCAUCAUAUGAUUAAUACCAUUAAAACAAAAGCAGUAAUUUCCACAAGUCUAAUGUUAGUGUGAUCCACUUUACUCUCACUUAGCAGCUCCUCGGGCCAGAAAGGAAAACGGAUGAUAAAAUCAUGCUUUGGAAUUAAAAUAUUAAAACAACUAUUCAUGAUGUAAGAUUUAAAGAUAUUUAUACCCCCAUUUAGUCACAAGAAUGAUCUUGGCAACAACCAGUCUUGAAUCCUGCGUGUGAAUCAGAGCUGAUUGCACACAAGAGAUGGAAAUGAAAACCUGCUCUUCCUAAUCAAAGUUGAACCCCCUAGCAAAUCAACACGGUUUCAGCCUGGGAAAAGUUUCUGUGGCAGAAACAGAAUGUACAUGUUUUCAUGUAUUUGGUUUUAAGUAGGAGUACUUCACUGCUGGAGCUCUCUUCGUGUGGUCUUUUCUUUUCCUUAUCUAGCAGUAAUCCUCCUGACAGAAGUGCAGGUGAGAAAUGUGAGUGACUGACAUGUGAAGGCAGUGAGGUUAUCAGUAACGGGUUUGUGCAGCUCAGCCAGACACUGGUGUGUACUACACAUUAACAUUCUGUCUUGCUGAUGAAAGUCACUUUCUCUGUUAGGAAUUGGUUGUUUUCCCAGAGACUCCUGGUCCUCGAGAUUCUUGAGAUUCUUCAGUCUAGCUCAGUUUGGAUCAGCUCUUGAGUUUGUGUUUUCAAUUUAUCUAAACAGAUGUUUGUAUUCGUUCAUCUCUGAACAGUUUCACAAAUUCCGAAAACUAUGUGGAAGUUUCCGUGUGUCUCCCUAGCACAGCGUUAGCGAUAGAAUAUUUGAUUCUCCUUUCAGUAGAUGGCCUUUAUCAACACCUUGCAUGUUAGAUGUAUUAUUGCUGUAUCGAGGUUCGCUUGGACUUAUUAUGCUUUUUUGUUGAGUUCAUGCAUGGCCAUGCUUGGACCCCCUUAAAAAACAAGUCAUUUAGAGAAAUGGGUUGUUCUUUUCCUGUUUUUGUAGGUUUACUGCAGAACCUCUAAUGGUCAGGAGUACCAAACAGUACUCAUGAGAACCUCUACUAGGAAUACUCCAUGCUUAUUCCUACAGCUAACACACUUGCAUGACAAUUUUUUUUGUUUUACAUCGCAAAUAAUUGUUGUCACCACAAUUGAGGGAUGCAAACAACAUCUUUGGAGGACCGUACGGUAGCAUCCUCAGUCUAAUGUUAAGAUUCUUUGAGAGAUUCAACACUGCAGUCAGUCCCUGACUUAACUGUUGUAAUUCCGAGUCAGAUUGUAAGUCUGUGUUGUUCAAAGGUACAACAAUUGUACUUUGACGAGGUGGUAUAUGUGGAUAAUAGUUUUAGCUUAGGACAGCUGUAGAUAUCUAUGGUUUUUAGUCAUCAGAUGAAGGUUAGAAGCUGCUGACCUGACUGUUGUAACAUCUGAUGACGGUAGAACUAGUUUAGGUUUGCGAGAAGUCUCCUGCUGUCAUGAACCCUGAAUUCCUGUGCUCCUACUACUGCUGCUCUUUCAAAACUUCCAUUUACUGUUUAAUCAAUCACGCAUCAUCAUUUAGUCAAUUCUGAAUCUUUUCAGAGGAAAAUGAUGCGCUUGUCCUUUAACAGUUUGCCUAAUUGUUGCGAUUGCCAUGAGAAGUGGUUGUGAUUAAUGCACAAGCACCACAGCCUGCCUCUCACUGAUAUAUCAUAUUUAUCAGUUUCUAAAAUCUGGCAACGUUGAAAUACGUUAUAUUUUGUUUGGUAAUAAAAACAUGUUAUGUAGAUUUUUUGUAUAACACGGACUGUUUUUCUCACAAGUUCUCAACAUCACCGUGUGGCUUCUUGCUGCCGACUACAAAUUAUUUAUCAGCGCGUAUGUUGUUUAUCUAUGUUGCUGACAACUAUCAUUGAGUUUGAGGAGAAGGUGAACCAAGACCAAGAGACCAAGAGGCAGGAGUAGUAAACAAAGUCUUUCCAUUAAAUAUAAGGUGCUGCCAUAGCAGGAUAUCAAAACCCACAAAAGUCCAAGACACAGAGGCAGAGACUGGCACACUGACAGGCUCUCAGGCCUAACAAGACAGGGCUGUUCACAAUCAAGACAGCUACUUGAAAAGGAAGUCGAGCAAGAACUGACAUGUCAGGAAUGACGCUUUCAAAAUAAAACAGGAAGUUAAGUUAAACACAAAACAAGAGACUAGAAAGAAAAGAACAGGAAACAGGAUUAAACGUUAACCCAUCAGGGAGAAGAUCAAAUUCACUCUGAGGGGUAAUAAGGACAAAUUUACAAAGGUUUGGUUGCCCUUUCUUAAAUAUUUUGACAAUCUCACUGCUGUCACAAACUGGCACCCCUCCUGAUCAGGCCCUGCUACGUCUGCAUGUCUGCAGGUCAACUCUGGUUCUGGUGACUGUGACCAUAGCUGUUCUAUAUAUUAGUACUAUUAUAGCAUUUUUUUUCUUUCUUUCCUUCUUAAUUCCAUUAUUUACUCAUUUAACUAUUUAUUGUUUUUGUAUUUCCUAGAGUAUCUGGGAACAUGGAGUGGUGAGGGUGGGGCAGCGGGGAUUUAUUAUGUGAAGUUUCUUAACAUGUGACUUGUACAUGAUCUCAACAAAAAUGCCAAUAAACAUUAACCCAUCAGGAGAACUGGAAAACAUCCUAAAGCUCCAAGAUCAAAACCCCACAUAUGUACAGGCUACGCGAUAUGGUUGCGAGAUUUUACAUUUCUUUCUUUUUUCUUUGGGUCUUUUUUCUCUAAAUUUUGGUUUUAAGUCCUGACUAUUGUGCCACUAGCCUGGUCAGCCAUACCCAUGAACUUUACAAAACCUCACUCUUGUGUAAUGAGUCUGGCACCUCUCCUAGUCACAUCUCCACUGGUGCAGGAUGUAUCGGGCCAAUCACAACAGGGCGGGGGCGGGCUUUAUGCCAUGAGCCAAUCAAGAGCUACCACCGCAUGUUUUGUUUCUGUGACUGGUUGUAGACUGAUCCCUCGGCAGUUUAUCUUUCGUCUGUCUGUACUGCCGUCUGGGAAUCAAAACUUGCCAGAAUAUCGUAACUCUCCACAAGACAAUAUGGUGAAGAUUGUAACUGACAUCUUAGAAUAUCUUUGACUAUAAACUAUUCUCAUACACUGUAGGAUAUCGAUCAAACGUAUAUUCCUGGCCACUGAGAAGCUUUUCCAUUUGACUGUGAAGAUAUUGUGUUUGUAUGACAUCAUCAUGUGUCCAUUAUCCCCAUUGUACCUCAACUGUCAGUGUUUUUUAUUUUCAAUCACUGCCCGCUGAAUUUUGACAGCAACUAGAAAUGCACAUUUACUGUAUACUUAUUCUUGAAUAUAUAACUGUGUCAAAUGUUGAUUUAUACAUAUAAAUAUACAUGUGGUCAGUAUUGUAAAGCAGGAGGGGAGACAGUUGUUAUUCAGAGGUUGGUGUUUCUGUUUCUGAUUACUUCCUGCUGACGGAGAAGUAAAAUGAACCCUGCAUGACGACGCUGUAGUCCUUUUAUCAGUUAGGAUUUACAUACUUUCAGCAUAUUGGGAUGAAUCCUGUUGUCCUUAUCAGCACUGCUUCAGAAGUGUGAACUAUGCUACUGUUAUGUGCUCUCUGUGUGAAAAUACAUGAAGAAACAAAUAUUUUACAAUGCUUUCCAUGUGCCAAAAAUGUUUUGUUCCUUCUUUGGGGUACUCCUAGAAAAGCAUACAUUCCUUAAAUAAAGAAUCCAAAAGAAAU